Messenger RNA from Populus trichocarpa (black cottonwood), 933 nucleotides. Its product is annotated as acyl carrier protein 4, chloroplastic. Bases 244 to 660 code for a protein of 138 amino acids. Gene Ontology annotation, biological process: fatty acid biosynthetic process. Gene Ontology annotation, molecular function: acyl carrier activity. Lineage: Eukaryota; Viridiplantae; Streptophyta; Magnoliopsida; Malpighiales; Salicaceae. The transcript has 4 exons. The record is from RefSeq and is a predicted model, not a curated record.
AUCCAAUCACAUGCAAGCAGCAGGGAGGCCUUGGAUAAUGCCCAGAGUGAAUCUUGUCCACUCGUAUCCCCGCUAGCUUCUCGCCUGUAUUAAUCUUUUUUAACAAUUUUCAAUAGCAAAAGUUGAUAAGAGCUCUUUCUCUACCACCUGCUAUUAUCAAUUCCUUUCUUAGGGAAAAUCCCUUUCAGGAUUCCUGUAAUUCCAUCACAAGUUAUUUGGUGUUUGAGUGUGUGUUCUCCGCUAAUGGCCACAGUCUCAGCUACUUGUCUUAGGUUCCAGCCUUUGUUUAGCCAGUCAAACAAGAGUAGUCAGGCAGCAGCUAGUUUAAAGCCUGUGUCAGUGGGUUGGGCAAAGAAUAAUGGCUUCCCUUCUUUGAAGGCCUCUCGAUUCCGUGUCUCUUGUGCUGCAAAGCCAGAGACCGUGGAGAAAGUUAUUGAGAUUGUGAGGAAACAACUGGCUUUGACUCCUGAGACUGAGCUCACCAACGAAUCCAAGUUCGCUGCACUUGGUGCUGACUCUCUUGACACAGUGGAGAUAGUAAUGGCACUGGAAGAAGAAUUUGACAUUAAUGUAGAAGAGGAGAACUCUCAGAACAUAACAACAGUCCGAGAAGCAGCUGACAUGAUUGAUAAACUUGUUCAAGACAAAGCUGAAGGUUGAAGUUGAGCCCAGGAAUCAGUAUAUUAGUUUGGCGGGUUUGAUCUUGUUAGGAUUUUGUUGAUUAAUUUCUAUGCCUGGUUAAAUUUCCAAUUUUCUUGCUUGUUGCAAGGUAGUGAACGAGUAUGUUAAGUUUCGCUGUGUCAUAUUUUUGUGAUGCAAACACAUGUUUUGGUCCUUGACAGAGUAGGCGUGAUCGCCUGAGAUGAAAUUUUAGGCCCAUAACAAGCAAUGUUUUUUUUUUUAUUAUUAUUAAUUUGAGUGUCAUUCAGCUUA